GACGCAAUAUACGAGUUGAUACGGAACAAAGCGAGAAUCAUGCAGACCCAAGAGAGAAGGGAAGACGACGAGGAAAGGUGGUAUAAGGAGAAAUUCUCUACUAUUCCUAAGCUCGGUACGAGAGUUCGCCGGGGUCCCCACUGGAGAUUUCAGAACCAGGAUAGCGAGGGCAUCGGAACCAUAGUGGGUCAUGGGGAUAAAGCUGGGCUUGUACUGGUAGAGUGGGAUAAUGGAGAGCGUAGUAUGUACAACUAUGGAAUAAGAGGCAUGUACGAUGUGGUGGUUUGUGAGGAAUCCAGGGUCCCUCUUGAUGGAUUGGUCGCUGUCGGUUGUUUCGUUAAAAGAGGAUCUGAUUGGAAAUGGGGAGAUCAGGACGGUGGAGAAGAAGCGAUCGGGACUUGUUAUCGAGUGAUGGACAAUGCCACCGUUUAUAUUCGAUGGCCAUGUGGAAGGAUGGGUAAAUACAGAUUUGGAUAUGAUGGAAAAUAUGACAUUGAACUAUGCGAUCCGUUCUCACCUGAGGUGAUAAAAACCGUUAUAGAACAGCAGAAUGCAUCAAACAAGUCUGGUACAAUUACAGAACACAUGGUUGCCUCCAAUGAUUUAAAAGAUAAAUCUGUUAUAAAGGAAACACCACAUAACACAACUAAA
Messenger RNA from Saccostrea cuccullata (small rock oyster), 651 nucleotides. Its product is annotated as E3 ubiquitin-protein ligase MIB2-like. The annotation marks the transcript as partial. The transcript has 6 exons. Gene Ontology annotation, cellular component: cytoplasm. Gene Ontology annotation, molecular function: ubiquitin-protein transferase activity; metal ion binding. NCBI's taxonomy places the organism in Eukaryota, Metazoa, Mollusca, Bivalvia, Ostreida, Ostreidae. The record is from RefSeq and is a predicted model, not a curated record. Gene Ontology annotation, biological process: protein ubiquitination.